UUAUUAUUGAGAAUAUGGGAUUAUAAAGUGGAUAUUAUAGUCAAUAGGCCAGCAAACAUCACAGGUCUCUCACUCACACACACACACACACACACAGAGAGAGAGAGAUCAGGAAGUGCUGUCUUGAGUUUAGUUGCUAGUCGGCGGAAUUGGCUGUUUGAUGUGAGGAUGUGUGUGUGCAGAAGAGUGUGUGUGUGUGUGUGUGUUGCUGCAUGUGAACUGAGGAUCUGAUGAGUUUGGUCUGCUGACGGCCCCUGAUCCCCCCGAAUGGGCCCCGACACACAAGAGCAUCAUGGGCUCCAGGAUAAAAAAAAACCCUGAUAAGACGUUCUACUGGUGCUUUCAAGCCUCGUGUCCAAUCGCCAGAGAUAAAGAUCCUGGUGUGCUGUUUCAGUUCCCUGAAGACUUUAAUGAUGAGGAGUCUCUGCAGUCCUUGCCUCGCUUCUGCUUCCCUUAUGACAUAGAGAGGGCGAAGGACACGGUUGCCGUGCAGCACUUCGCAUUCGUCUUGACGGAUCUGGAGGGAUGUCAGCGCUUCGGCUUCUGCAGACUCACGUCCAGCUCUCAGACCUGCUUCUGCAUCCUCAGUUAUUUGCCAUGGUUUGAGGUCUUCUACAAACUUCUGAAUAACCUAGCGGACUACUCGUCUAAAGGACAGACCAACGAGAUGAAAGAUCUGCUCUCGGCCCUCUACAAGCACCCCGUCCCGCCGGCGAACGGCUCCAUCACGCUGCAGAUGGGAGGAAAGCUAAUGAUCGGAAGCAAGAUGCCUGGCAUCUGUGGACACGCCCCUAAAGGGGAGGAGUCAGAGGGGAUCCCGUACUUUAUCGCGCCGGAUCCCAAAGCCUUGCCCUCAAUACCAGAAAGUAGGAACCUGACGGAGCUGGUGGUGGCGGUGGACGUGGGGAAUCUCCUCCAGCUGUACGCCAGCAUGUUGUUCGAGAGACGCAUCCUCAUUUACUGCAGUAAGCUCAGCACGCUCACGGCCUGCGUACACGCGUGUAACGGGAUGCUCUUCCCCAUGUACUGGCAGCACAUCUUCAUUCCAGUGCUGCCACCUCAUCUGCUGGACUACUGCUGCGCACCGAUGCCGUACCUCAUUGGGAUCCACUCCAGCCUGGCGGAGAGAGUCAAGAGUCGAGCUCUGGAGGACGUGGUCAUACUAAACGUUGACACCAACACGCUGGAGUCGCCCCACGAGGACCUGAAGAAGAUCCCGGCCGACGUGGUGGCGGGACUGAAGGUCAGGCUGAAGAAACAGGCGGCGUCGGCGGGGUCAGGGGUCGCGCACGCGUUCCUUCGCGCGCAGGCUCUGCUGUUCGGCGGAUACAGAGAUGCCUUGCAGCCGACGGACGAAGGGCCAGUUGUGUUCUGCAACGAGUCGUUUCUGAGUCAUAAGUCUCAAAGCAUGCGGGAGUUUUUGGAGAGCGCGGUUCACCUGCAGUGUUUCAAAGAGUUUAUUGACGGCCGGCUGGAAAUGCUGAACCAGGGCAAAGAGCCGGAGGAUGCGUUUGAGGAAGAGGUGCUUCAGUGCGGAGCUUCGUCAGGCGCCUCCAAACUGCGUCGGCAGUGGGUGGGGAAUAUAAAGAAAGGGGGAGGAGCCUUGAUCGUGACGUGGAAGUCUACAGCGAACAAAGCAAGCAAAUAUCAAAGCAAAUUUGGGCUGAAAAACCUCCUGUCGUCCAAGGAUCAGACAGAAUCCAGCAUGCUGCAGCGGGGCGGGUCUGUGUGUGGAACGCACACGUAUCGUCUCAUCCAAUCAGAUUGCCUUCAGAACCGCCUACCAAUCACAGAGCACUUUGGCAGGUCUCGACCUCGACGGCCGGCUCGCAAACGCCACAGCAAGCAGGACACAGAGGAACACACAGAGGACGACGACACCUAUGAGGACAGCGUAACAGAAAGUGCGGAGUGUUCUGGCACCAGCGACUUACAGGACGAGGAUGAGCUGUCCCUCCUGGCUGACCCGGAGGAGAUGGACCUGCUCGGGGAGAUCUUCGACACCCUGAGCGCUCAGAGCUCCAGAGAGCCGGGUUUACUGUACGGCACACGCAGCCUCGACCUCUUCAGCUCCGACAGCAGCGACUUCAUCACACACAAGAGUUACACCACACCAAGUCAGGAGAGUCUGAGCCAGUCUUUUGGAAACAGCGGAAGUCUAAUGAGCUGGGAGGAGGAGGAGGAGCCUGGCGACGAGAGGGAGGAGUCUGAAGCCAUGAUUGACAGGCCGGAAAAUGAGCGUAACGUAUUAGAGAAGGACUCAAAGGUGUUAGGGGAAAGUCUGUGUUCAGAUCUACUAAGUUUAGAAGAUGCUUCUCUGGUUCCUGAAGUGGUUUCUCAAGAGGAUCAAUGUUCGCAAAAAGAUGGACAAAUGAAUGGAACAAUGGAGGAAAGCUUGGAUACCGAGACAAUAGUUGAAGAGAGGACAGAGACAAUGGAGGAAAGCUUGGAUACCGAGACAAUAGUUGAAGAGAGGACAGAGACACAACCUGACAAAGAAGAGGGACAUCAGAAAGAGCUCAAGGAGACCAAUGACUCGGGGUCAAAUGGACCUGCAAACGGAGGACUUGCCCUCAACGUAGAGAUAGACAAAGAAGAGCCCGAGGAGAAAGUCUCUUCACUGAAAGUCUCGUCUACCAUUGCUCUGUUACGGUCUAAGUCUUUGACUGAGUCUUCUGCUUCCCAAAGAAGGGAAAUCUCCACGAAAACUCCCAUCAGAACCUUCAAAAUCAACGUGGGGUCAAAAACAGGUGAUGAACGAAGUACAAAAUCACCCGUUACAUCGACUCCAGAAGAUGAAGACCCGGCGGCUCCCGUUAAGGUCUCUGAGCUGAAGAAGAGAUUCGAACAUUAGAGCAUCAUAAAUCAAGAGUAAACCAUUAUAAAAACAUACUCGAGUCAACAUGAAAAGACAGUCUGAGUCAAACAAGAUCAAAUUGAUCGUAUGCACUGGGUUUGUACAUUUUGGCGAAGGACUUUUUCCUCCUUUGGAAUAAUGUAAACGCAUGAAUCGACCAGAAACAGACAUUAAAAUGGGUCAAUUUAGAGACUUUUAAUUAUUAACUUUGAAAAAGUAACUAAUGUCAUCAAUUCUGAUAAAUAAAGCAAGUCUAACCCUUUCAUCCA
Messenger RNA from Pimephales promelas (fathead minnow), 3126 nucleotides. It is a transcript of the gene dennd1c, whose product is annotated as DENN domain containing 1C. Gene Ontology annotation, biological process: endocytic recycling; endocytosis. Gene Ontology annotation, molecular function: phosphatidylinositol phosphate binding; guanyl-nucleotide exchange factor activity. Gene Ontology annotation, cellular component: intracellular membrane-bounded organelle; cytosol. The record is from RefSeq and is a predicted model, not a curated record. Lineage: Eukaryota; Metazoa; Chordata; Actinopteri; Cypriniformes; Leuciscidae.